CGCGAAAUCCACAAAUGUUUAAUAUAUUUGCAGUGAGAAUCAAUACAUACUGUUGUAUUGAGAAUGUAGAACUCGUUGCAUUGGUAGUGUAAUUAGUUCAUUAUACUUCUAUUUUUGUUGCUGUGUCUUAUAUAGAUAGAUGGAAAUAUAAUGAAGAAAAAAAGAUUUCCUGAGACAUUGGAAGUAACAUCUGCUGAAAAACGGCUAUGUGCAUUAAAGGCUGCUGAGCUUGGUAUAAUUGAAUCUGUUUCUUUGCAAAAUUUUAUGUGUCAUGACAACUUAAAAUUUGAAUUUGGACCGCAUGUAAAUUUCAUCAUUGGGGCAAACGGAAGUGGGAAAAGUGCUGUCUUGACUGGUAUUAUAUUAGCAUUGGGAGGAAGGUCAAGUUUGACUGGAAGAUAUGGAAGCGUUAAAGGUUUUAUUAAAAAUGGAAAGAGAAGUGCAGUAGUAACUGUGACUUUGAAAAAUUGUGGUAUUUCAGCCUACAAGCCAGAUGAAUAUGGUGACAAAAUUACAGUUGAAAGAAGCUUCAGUACUGAAGGCAACAGUCUUUAUAAAAUACGAUCAGCAGAAGGUAGAGUAAUCUCAACUUCUAAAGAAGAGUUGAAUAACAUUUUGACUAUGCUGGAUAUUCAUCUUGACAAUCCAAUAACUAUCUUAACCCAGGAGACAAGUCGUAGUUUUUUGAUAUCUAAAAAUGCCGGUAAAGAAAAACUGUAUCAGCUUUUCUAUGAAGGGACUGGUUUGCAGAAGCUGCAAGAAAACUAUCAACGAGCAUCUGAGCUAAGAGAUCAAGCAAAGGCUGAUCUGGAAAAAAAAAGAAUGGCGCUACCAGAGAUGGAAAAGGAAAUAGAACAAUGGGAAAACCUUUUGACUCAUGCAGAGAAAGUGAAGGAUUUAGAAGUUGAGCUAUUGUGGGCUAUAGCUAUAGAAGUAGAAAAGAAAUUAUGGGAAAUCGAAAACAAGUAUGAUAAAAUUGUGAAUGAAAUCAGAAAAGUGUCCGAAGAGAAAAAAAGAUCUGAGGAAAAACUAGGUUUGUCGUUAAAAAAUGUUGAAAAUUUUUCUGUGAAGCAAAGGGAGCUAAAUAUGGAAAUCAUGUCAAAAAGUAAUGCUUUAUCAAAGCUUAAAUCUGAAGAAGAAAAUUUAUGUAAAGAUAUUCGAGAACACCGGGGUUUGUUGGACAGGUAUAAAAGACAGCGUGAAAGAUUGCAUAAUGAUAUUACACUUUCACAAAAUGCUCUUAAUGAAGCUUUGCAGAAAGAUAAAGAUGAUACAGAUGCAGAGCAGAGAAAGAGAGAAGAAGAAAUUCAAAUCUUAGAAACAGAAUUGUUGGGUAUAAAGUCAAAAUUAGAGGAAAAAUCAAAAGCAUGGAGAGCUUGUUUGGAGCAAGAAGAUAUGUUAAAACAGAAACUUUCAAUACUAGAGGCUGAGAAAGGAAUGAUGUGCCUUCAGAAAAAAACUGCUCAAAAUGAAUUAAUGCAUUUGAAAAAUUCCAUAGAUAAUAAAAGUGCCUUUGGUCCUGAAAUAGAAAAUUGUCUUAGAGAAAUAGCCCAUUGUGGAGGCUUUAAAAAAUCACCAAAAGGACCCAUUGGUUUAUAUUUGGAAAUACUGGAUCAAAAAUGGAGUUUUGCUGUGGAAGUUUGUUUAACAGAUAAACUGCUGAGAGCUUUCUGUUGUGAUAAUAGCCAAGAUGCAAAAUUGCUGGGCAGAAUAUUAAACAAACAUUUCCAUAAAACAAGGGUACCUUCAGUUAUUGUCAGUAAAUAUUUGGAAUCGGUACAUUAUGUUGAACCUUUCAAAGCCAAGUCUUCAUAUCCCACUGUUUUGGAUAUGCUGAACAUAAAAGAUCCUGUGAUAGCGAAUUGCUUAAUUGAUAGGGCAAGAAUUGAAAACAUUAUUCUUAUUGAUAAUCGUGAUGCUGCGAUGGAGCUUAUGAUGAAUGCCCCUCCUAUGCAUUGUUCUUCUACUUUUUUAGAAAAUGGUGACCAGAUUUUACCUAAACCAUAUCGUUAUUAUUCCUGCACUAAGAAACAUUCUUCAUGUUUAUUAAGAUCAUUUUGCCAAGAAGAUAUUAGGGAGAAAGAAGCAGAAAUCCAGGCUUUGGAUGGUAGGAUAAAUGAUAAAACCCACAAUAUUGAUUCUAUCCGUGAUUACAAAGGUAAAUAUUCCGAGACUCGGAAAACUAAUGAAGAAGAUAUUGCUAAAUUGAGAUGUAUGGAAGGUGAGGUCAAGCAAAAAUUAGAAGCUAAAAGAAAAGUUGAAAAGCCAGUAGAUUUGUCUGACAUGCGAAGUGACUUAGAUCAUCACCUUAAAGAGAAAGAGAAAAUUGAAGAGAAAAUAAAAGAUUGCGAGGCACAUAUUUUGCAAAAAAGUGCGGAGUUAAGCAAUCUGAGAACGGCAUCUAAAGCAGAAUGGGACAAUAUUGUUAAAAAACAACAGGAAAAUCAGUUGUUAAUUACAGAAAUUAAAAAUGAUAAGAAGAAGGUAGAUUUAUUGACAGCUACAAUACAAAAGUAUGAAAGUACUCUUAAAACUCUUGGAGAAAAAGAAGCAGAGUAUGCAAAAGAAACAUCUGAAACUAGAAAGAAAGCCGAGCUUGCUACAAGAAAUGCUGAACAAUUUUGUGCUCGUAUCAAUACUAAUAAGAGCCCUAGUACUAUUGAACAACGCUUAAGAGACACAAAGAAAGCUCUUGAAGAAGCAAGCAAUUGUGACAGGGAGGACCUAAGAGAAAGAUAUGAAGAAAAAAAAGCAAAGUUAGAAAAAGCAAAAUCUGAAUUAAAAGCUAUAGAAUCUAACAUCAUUAUACUUGGUGAGAUGAUGGAUAAGCGAAUUAAAAAAUUUAAAGUAGUUCUUCAGCAGACAAAACUGUGUUUGUCUUUAAGCUUUACAACCACCCUAGCUGGGAAUAGAUUCGAGGGUGAACUGAUCUUUGAUGAUGUCAAGCGAACAUUGAUUUUAAAAGCUGCUCCCAAAACUGAUCGAUCUAAAAAACAGGAUUACACAUGUCAGGCUCUUAGCGGAGGAGAAAGAUCUUUCGUUACAAUUUGCUUUCUGCUGUCUUUGUGGGAGAGAAUUGAAAUGCCGUUCCGAAUUUUAGAUGAAUAUGAUGUUUUUAUGGACUCAGAAAAACGUCAUUUAAGUGUGACUUUAUUAACAAAAACUGCAGAGCAAAAGAAAGAUGUGCAGUUUAUUUUUCUGUCUCCACUGGAAUUACCACCGAUGAAAGACUUACCUCACAUAAAAGUACAUAUAAUGCCUCCUCCAAAACGAAAACGAGCAGAUGAUGAUUAAAAACCAAGUGUAAAAAUGUAAUAUAUUUAUUCUUAUUGUUGCAUACUCAGAUAUAUAUUAAAUAUAUUUCAUAAUAA
Messenger RNA from Stegodyphus dumicola, 3371 nucleotides. Its product is annotated as structural maintenance of chromosomes protein 6-like. Gene Ontology annotation, molecular function: single-stranded DNA binding; damaged DNA binding. Gene Ontology annotation, biological process: double-strand break repair via homologous recombination. The record is from RefSeq and is a predicted model, not a curated record. Gene Ontology annotation, cellular component: nucleus; site of double-strand break; Smc5-Smc6 complex. NCBI's taxonomy places the organism in Eukaryota, Metazoa, Arthropoda, Arachnida, Araneae, Eresidae.